Camellia sinensis is the source of this 5803-nucleotide messenger RNA. The record is from RefSeq and is a predicted model, not a curated record. NCBI's taxonomy places the organism in Eukaryota, Viridiplantae, Streptophyta, Magnoliopsida, Ericales, Theaceae.
CCCGUGUCCAAAUAAGGGGUAUCAAAGAUGCCAUGCCAGUAUGGAUGGGCAGCCAUUCCCAUGAAAACCUCAACCCAUUCCUUAUCCAUGCACACUCGAACUUCCUAAACCUCAUUCCCAAAACUCUCGCACCCCAUCAACAAUCUCUCCACUCUUCACCAGAGACUAUGAUUAAACUCAAUCCAUCACACACUCCCUCUCUCUCCUCUCCAUUUCCCCUCCAAUUCCCCACCCACACCUCCCUCUCUCUCACCCCCAUCUCAAAUUUCAAUUUCCCUCGUCUCCCGCUUCUUCGCCCCUGUCAAAAACCUAAAUCCAAGAUAAUUCGAAGUUCAGUGAAAGAGACUGAGUUAUUGGAAGAUGAGGAUGUUGAAUUACUUGUGGAGACCUGCAUUACGCGUACUCUGCCUCCGGCGUUGACGCUCGAACACGGUCUGCAAAUGAUUAAAGACGCCGUUGAUGAAUUGAAAUCGAAUCCUCCUCGUUUCAAUAGUGGGAUGUAUAGAUUUCAGGUUGCUGUGCCCCCUAGUGCAAAAGCUUUGAAUUGGUUUUGCUGCCAACCUGAGUCAUUAGGAGUGUUUCCUCAGUUUUUUCUUUCCAAAGAGAAAGAUGACCCAACAUUUAGAUCCCUUUCUUUGAGUGGAGUGCGCGGUGUUUUUGGAAUUGGCACUGCUGUCCUCUUCAAAGGGUCUUCUUCUUGUGCCUCAGCAGAGUGGAGUUCAAUAAAAAGAUAUCUCUCACUAGAUUCAACACUUGUAAGGGCUUAUGGUUUUAUAGAUUUUGAUUUUGAGAUAGAGUCAUCUUCCAUGAAGCACACAAAAGGUUCAUUCUACCUUUUUAUACCUGAGAUUGAGUUAGAUGAACUUGAAGGUAUAUCUAAUUUAGCUGCAACAUUGGUAUGGGAUGACUCUUCCCUUUGUACAUUUGAGGAGGCUGUUCAAUCUUACGAGUUAGCUCUCUACCAGGCCAGUCAUCAUUUUUGCCCCACCAUAGAGAAAUGUCAUAACAAUUGCAUCAAUUCUGCUCUUAGAAAGUUCAAUGUGAUGGAGGAUAAAAACACCCACAUGGUAUGUAUGAAUGCUCUCUCUAUGGGUGGAAAGGAUCUUGGAAAUGACACUAUGGAACUGAAAGAGAUUUCAUCUUCGUGUCAGUUCUCUGUCAGGCUUUCACAUACUCUGGCAAUUGCCAAUAACAUGUGUCAGCUGGAUCAUGUCAACGAAAUGUGCCUCUCUUUUCGAAAUUAUCCCAACAUCAAUACUCUGUGGGCGUCUCUUAUAAUUGAAGAAUGCUCUCGGCUUGGUUUGACGUAUUUCUGUAUAGCUCCAGGAUCACGAUCGUCUCCACUUGCUAUUGCUGCUUCUACUCAUCCCCAUAUGACUUGUAUUUCGUGCUUUGAUGAGCGCUCACUAGCAUUCCAUGCAGUUGGUUAUGCUAGAGGUUCUCAUAAACCAGCAGUAGUCAUAACAUCGUCAGGCACUGCAGUUUCAAAUCUUCUUCCUGCUGUUGUGGAGGCGAGUCAAGACUUUGUACCACUGCUGUUACUCACUGCAGAUCGUCCUCCAGAGCUGCAUGAUGCUGGAGCAAACCAAGCAAUCAAUCAGGUAAACCAUUUUGGUCCGUUUGCGAGGUUCUUCUAUGGCCUUCCUGCACCCACUGAUAGCAUUCUUGCACGGAUGGUUCUUACCACACUUGAUUCUGCUGUUUAUUGGGCAACCAGUUCACCAUAUGGUCCUGUUCACAUCAACUGUCCUUUUAGGGAACCAUUGGAUAACAGUCCACGACAGUGGAUGUUGAGCUGUUUAAAAGGGUUAGAUUUUUGGAUGUCAAGUGCCCAACCAUUUACGAAGUAUUUCCAAGUGCAGUAUUCUUAUGCAUGCAAUGGUACUCACAGUCAAGUGGCAGAUGUUCUAGAAGUGAUUCAAGGGGCAAAGCAAGGGCUUCUACUGAUUGGUGCAAUUCAUAGAGAGGAUGACAUAUGGGCAGCUCUUCUCCUGGCUAAGCAUCUUUCAUGGCCAGUUGUAGCUGACAUUUUAUCAGGUUUACGAUUGAGAAAGUAUUUGACUUACUUGGACAUUGAGAAAAACUUUUUAUUCAUUGAUCAUCUGGAUCAUUCUCUACUCUCAAAUUCGGUCAGGGGUUGGGCACAUGCUGAUGUGAUUGUUCAGAUUGGAAGCAGGAUAACAAGUAAGCGAAUUUCUCAGAUGCUAGAGGAUUGCUUUCCAUGCUCAUAUAUAAUAGUGGAGAACCAUCCAAGUCGUCAUGAUCCUUCACACAUUGUAACACACAGGAUUCAGAGUACCAUUGUUCAAUUUGCUGAUUGUAUGCUUAAAGCUCACAUACCUCAGAUCAGCAGCAAAUGGUGUGGUUUUUUACAAGCUGUGGAUAAAAUGGUUGCAUGGGAGAUAUCAUUUCUAAUCCAUUCGGAAUAUUCCUUGACUGAACCCUAUGUUGCACAUGUCAUUCCGGAAGCACUUCAUGGUGAUUCUGCUGUAUUUCUUGGGAACAGCAUGCCAAUACGUGAUGUGGACAUGUAUGGAUGUAGCUGGGCAGGGUGUACUAAUAAUAUUGCUGUGACGGUGAGCGCAGGACUACCGUGUCACUGGAUACAGGUGGCUGGGAACAGGGGAGCUAGUGGUAUUGAUGGGUUGCUCAGCACAGCUGUUGGUUUUGCUGUGGGAUCCAACAAACGAGUAAUUUGUUUGAUUGGAGAUGUUUCUUUUCUGCAUGAUACAAAUGGAUUGGCACUUUUGAAGCAAAGGUUACGCCGGAAACCUAUGACAAUUCUCGUAAUAAACAAUCAUGGUGGGGCAAUCUUCAGUCUCCUUCCUAUUGCAGAUAGAACUGAACGAAGAGUAUUGGAUCAGUAUUUCUAUACUUCUCACAAUGUUUCAAUUCAGAACCUGUGUGCGGCACAUGGAGUGAAGCAUGUACAAGUGCAGACAAAAAUGGAAUUGCAAAAUGCCUUGUUGACAUCUCAACAGGGGGAGAUUGAUUGGAUCAUAGAGAUUGAGAGCUCUAUCGAUGCCAAUGCUACUUUCCACAGUAAGUUGAGACAAUUUGCAUGUCAGACAGCAGACAAUGCCUUAAGCCUUGUUUCAAGGCUUUCGAUUUCAGAUUAUAAGUUAGAUGGCUUCUUUCUUGUUGAAAUUUGUAAAAUGGAAUACUCUCUCUAUAGAAUUCAGCUAUGUGCCCCACCUACUUCAACUUCUGUAUACUAUGACCCUAGGAGCUACUACAGAGAAGGUUUUAUUGUAGUUUUGUCACUUGAAGAUGGAAGUGUGGGGUUUGGUGAGGUUGCACCUCUGGAGAUCCAUGAAGAAAACCUGAUUGAUGUUGAAGAGCAACUUCGGUUUCUUAUUCAUGCUGUACAAGCAGCAAAGAUUAGUUACUUACUUCCUCUUUUAAAGGGCUCAUUUUCUUCUUGGAUAUGGAACAGUUUAGGAAUCUUGCCAGGCUCAAUCUUUCCAAGUGUCAGAUGUGGUUUGGAAAUGGCAAUCCUUAAUGCUAUAGCAGCAAGAGAAGGUUCCAGUUUAUUGAAUAUACUCCAUCGUGAGACAGCUACACAAGAAGAGUUAUCUGAAAGGUCAUCUACUGUUCAGAUUUGUGCUCUUCUUGACUCCAACGGGACUCCUAAGGAUGUUGCUGAUAUUGCUGCUGCACUUGUUGGAGAAGGUUUCACUGCAAUAAAGCUAAAAGUAGCACGUCGGCCAGAUCCCAUUGAAGAUGCCAUGGUUAUACAAGAAGUUAGAAAGAAGGUUGGCCACCAGAUUAACCUCCGUGCUGAUGCAAAUCGGAAAUGGACCUAUGAAGAAGCAGUUCUAUUUGGUUCUUCUGUGAUGAAUUGUGGCCUACAGUAUAUUGAGGAACCUGUUCAGGAUGAAGAAGAUAUAAUUAAAUUCUGUGAAGAAACUGGGUUACCUGUAGCACUCGAUGAAACCAUUGAAAAUAUCCAAGAAAAUCCUCUUGAAAUGCUGGCAAAGUUUACUCACUCAGGAGUAGUUGCUGUUGUUAUCAAACCAAGUGUUGUUGGGGGUUUUGAAAAUGCAGCAUUGAUUGCAAGAUGGGCUCAGCAGCAGGGGAAGAUGAGUGUUGUUAGUGCUACAUUUGAGAGUAGCCUAGGUUUGUCAGCUUAUGUCCAGUUCUCAUAUUAUCUUGAGCUGCAAAAGGCAGAUAUAUGUAUGGCGAUGAAUAAGGAACCUUCCCCUUCUAUAGCACAUGGUCUUGGAACUUACCGCUGGCUUAAAGAAGACAUAACUGCUGAAUCUCUGAAUUUCGAUAUUUGUCGUAAUCCAUGCAGUGGCUUCAUAGAAGCAUCUGUUGAUGAUGCUGGCUGUCUCUUAGGGAAAUUUCAAGUCAACAAGAAGGCCAUCCUUCGAAAUUUUACUGGGGAAGAAGUUCAUAGUUACCAGUUAACAGUCAAUUCAUAUGGUUUCUCCUUUUUCAUCAAUGUACGAGAGAUUGGACCAAGCAAUGAAAAUAAUGUACUUGUGUUUCUCCAUGGGUUCCUUGGAACUGGUGAAGACUGGAUACCCAUCAUGAAGGCCAUCUCAGGAUCUGCAAGAUGCAUUGCAGUUGACCUUCCUGGCCAUGGUGGAUCAAAGAUGCAAAAUUAUGGCGUUAGGGAAGCAUCACAAGAACGAAGUUUAUCAAUUGAGGUAGUAGCAGAUAUAUUACAGAAGUUGAUUCAAAAUAGUACUCCUGGAAAAGUUACCCUUGUUGGAUACUCCAUGGGAGCAAGAAUUGCAUUGUACAUGGCCUUGAGAUGCACUUCUAAGGUUGAAGGAGCUGUCAUAGUAUCUGGAAACCCUGGAUUAAAAGAUGUGUCGGGGAGAAAGAUCCGUAGAGCUAAAGAUGACUCAAGGGCGUGCUCCCUUAUUACUCAUGGCUUAGAACUCUUUCUAGAUGACUGGUAUGCUGGAGAGCUGUGGAAUAGCUUAAGAGAUCAUCCCCAUUUCAAGCAGAUAGUUGCUAGCCGUUUGCAGCAGGUUGACAUACACACCCUUGCAAAAGUUCUGUCUGAUUCAAGUAUCGGGAGGCAACUGCCAUUGUGGGAAGACUUAAGGCACUGCAAAGUACCUCUUCUGCUUGUGGUCGGGGAGAAAGAUGAUAAGUUCAAAAGGAUUGCUAAGGAAAUGUUCCGUGAAGUCGAUCAUGGUGCAAGGAGCAUAGAUGACAGAGAGGAGAUUUGUGAAAUAGUUGAGGUUCCAAGUUGUGGUCAUGCUGUUCAUCUAGAGAAUCCCCUCCCUCUAAUUAAUGCAAUUAGACGGUUUUUGAAGAAGUCAAAAAGAGUUUGAUUCCAGAACCAGCAUGGUUCUUUAUAGAUGUUCUCGUUUCAUUCUAGAAGAGACAGACAUGAUAUUGAACCGAAUCAAUUCACAUUAAUUGGCGACCUGACCUUUGUCAAGUUCAUCCACAAUGUUUUCUUUCAAAGUUGCAUCAUUAUCCUGUAAGUUGCUGAAGCUUUGUCAUUAAGACCGAAGCCAAGUGACCUCAUUGAACAGAGAAGGUUUUGCUGUACAAGGUUCAACUCCAACAACACAGGCAUUAAGUCUUGUUUCCGUGUAAUGCUAUUGGCUGUGUAAAUAUAAUUAUCUCAUAGAUCAAUCUUGUAGGGUUCAAGAUUGAAAUAUUUGUGUGAAUCGACUGUAAGAAACCUUCUCAUAUUGGAUGUUUAUGUAAUGGAUGUCUUAUUGCUCACAAUUUUCAAGGUUGUAAUGUACAAUCCAAUUACAACCAUGUAUUUGCAAUGCGGUUUGCUUGUGAUGAUGCGAGAAAAUAGGUUCUUCCAUCUUUUAUUUUUCAA